This is a messenger RNA of Vitrella brassicaformis, 6958 nucleotides long. NCBI's taxonomy places the organism in Eukaryota, Vitrellaceae. The record is from the annotation of a GenBank genome assembly.
AUACUCAAUUGAGACGCAUACAUCCGCACACAGGCACACAUUGUCCGAUAAAUAAAUGGCACAACGAGGGAAAGCAGACCAUAGGUCACAGCAUUAUGAUGCAUAGAGUGGCCAGCCACCACAAAACGUAUAUCGCAUGGAUAAUGGUCACACAUGUGCGCUCCACAAGAGGGGAACAAACGCGAGAGCUAAUGAGAGAAGACCAGCAAUUGACCUAUACCUAUAUGUCUUUGUAGUGUGUGCGCCGCUGAAUUCCUCUAUAGACGUUUGUGAGACCUCUGCGACGGCAUGAGCGGCCGUGAAGAGCUCUGUCCCACCGGGGCUCUCGUACGUGACAUCCACUGACGCAGGGCCGAACCUGGUGCCCAGCUCCUCGGGAUCGCCCUCCCUCGGAAGCAGCAACAGACUGAAAGACAGCUCAAUAGCCAUCUGCUGGCCCGCCUGCAGGCAGCCAACAUCCACAGGGAACAAGGGGCAUUCACGAAGCAUAGGAGACACCAGCUCGUACCUGUUCCGGCGCGAGGGCGAAUGUGAGUUGUAUGACGCCGCUCUCUGUUUGUGAGAGACUGCAUGUGAUGUAGGCCGCUACAUAGCCGUUGAUCGAUGGGCUGCAGGGGCCCAGCUGCUGUGAUACCACGGGCGGCACGCCAAAUGGGCCCUUGACCAAAAGCCGCAGCACAGUGGCUGAUGCAUCGUGACAUCAGAGAAAAGGCAAGACACUCGCGUGAGUGACUGGUGGGCGAUGGUCGUCCUACAUACUUGCAUCGGUUGUCGGCAAGGUCUCCACAUCAAUGGCGACUGUGACUCUCACCACAGCACCGUCAAGGAAAGGCCUGCACACAACAAUAUAUGGAGAAGUGGACCGUGGUGUUUUUGCGCCUCUUCUACGUGUCCAUCCUUCCUUCUUACCCUGUGAUGACGACUCUUGGCACUCCCCGCAGCAGCGAUGCGACCGGCUUGCCCUUGAUGGCAUUAUUACCCAUGAUAAUCAUCCCGCCUUCGUCCAGCUGACAGAACACGCGAGCACACACAUGUCUGUCUGAUUGAUGUGAGUGAUGUGCUUGUGACAUAUAUGUUUGGCUGGCUCCUGUCUCAUUCAUUGGUUACGAUGUUGAUGCCAAAAGUAGGUGCAUCUCCCGAGGCGGGGAUACUCAUGGCCAUGCUGACAUGCACCUCCGCGCUCGUGUCCUCUAUGUACACACUCGCGACUUCCUGCGCCUGUACACAGCACAGAGGCACAUACGCAAAGGCAUGGCUGUCUUUGAUCCUUCUUGCGCAGAGACUCACGUGUGUACCUGUAUGUCGAUGGUUGCGUUGGGUCCCAAAUCGCCCAGGUAUGGAAGGGGCCUGUUGGACGAGUCCCUCAUGCCGAUGCCGCCCGCUAACACAUAGUCGGCCGGAACCGUCAGCUUGAGAGUGCCAUCAAGAACAGGCAUAGUCGGCUUGAAGGUCAAGGUCACAGGAACUAUCUCUUUGGCUAUGGGAGUAUAAUGAGCCUGCAAUGUGGACAAAAGAAAUAACACCAGAGACGGCAUGGCAUUCUCCAGUGUAAGUACCGAGGUUUCGGUGACCACGACGCUCGGCGGCGAGGCCUCUGUGGUGAUUGCCCUCUCUUUCGGCUCACCACCUGUUGCUGACGGCUCAUAGACCAGGAUAGUCCAUGGGUUCAUCGUGUUGGCGGUGAUGUUGGCUGGAUGAUUCAUGCGAAAAGAGAAGGAGAGCGUCUUGUGUGGGCUGUCGGCAAUGCUGACGCCCUUGGACACGACAGCAUAGGUGCCCCCUGCCAUCCCCACGCAGCUGCCCGUGUCAUUGGCUCCUGUACAUAUGGGCGAGAAGGACCAUCCUCCGCCUCCCGGUGUGAUCUUGGCUUGGUAGCCCGCCUCUGACACUGCGUCAACAGCAAACAGCAUUGGAAAGAAAAUGUAUCGGUUGUGUUGCAUACCGAUGCCAGUUCCCUGUAUCUCCAGUGUGACGUCCCACUCCGCGCCCAUAGCGCCGACAGCAGUGCUGCCCCCGACGGCUGCCAUGGUGAAGGUACUCGUCAACGGAGACACAGGGCUGCCGAUCGACGUCAAAAACUGCAUGCAUCGACAGGGUAAGUAAGAUGGAGAGACAAGAUUCGUCCAGCGCGGGUCUUUAUCCUUUUCCUCACGGUCAGGCUUGGCAUGACUUUGUGGGUGACGGGCAGCGUCCCCUUAACGCCUUCAAUAGCCCACUCGAAAUCCUUGUCUGUCUCAUGAAUGGUCGGCUGUCUUCCGAGGACCCAGAGCCAGUCCAUUCCGAUGGACCCAUCGACCAUCGAGUCGUUUGGGAGGGUCACGUCCGUUAGCUCCAAUGUAUUUCGGACAGCGGACACCGAGGGUAAUACAUACGUGUAUAUCAUCCGCUCGGGGUCGGUGUACUGCCCUGAGCUGUUGAUGGGGAUCGUAGAGUCUCCGACAGCGAUAGUACCCAUGGCAAAUCCUUUUACGGCACAUGCGGAGGAAGGUGCACAGUGGAUAAACACACAAAUGAGGCAGGUGGGUUGGGUGACCUGGUGGUGGGACGACGAUAAGAAGGGGCAUUUGUGCAGGUGUGAUGGCGACAUCGGAAGUGAAGGUCAGCACAGGUGGGGGACUGAUUUUGGCGUUGGGCGGUGGGCGUUCUGUACUCGCCUAGGAGCCAGCAAACCGAACGGAUGCUUACAUACCGUCUGCGUGCUGUACUGUUUCCAUACAUCCAUCCGUCCGUCCGUUACCCGUGUGAUGGCGACGUCUGCCCACUCGCCAAGGACGCAUGCCUCGAUCCCCUCAGUAUAGUCAGUCAGCCGGUCACGCUGUGUCGUGCCAAACACCGUACUGAGACUCCACAGCGAGCCCUCUGGGAAAGCGUCUUCAGGCAAAGCCACGUUGGUCAGCGCGAGGGAAAACAAUGUGAACAUGCCUCCUUCACUCUUCACCCUCAGUCCAGUGACGGUGACCUCGUCUGCCGCCUUUGAAACCACCUCUGCGUUGGGAUGGUCUGCAAGGGACUCUUCAGCCACUUCAACCUUGCUGAGGUCGAAAUCGGAUGCCGAUUGGAUGGUGAUCUGGUCGAAGGCCUGGACCGGCGUGAAGCUGACGUUGAGGACUGCUGAAUCGGCCUUCUUGAGCCGGGUGCGUUGGGAGCCCUUCACCCCCAGGGGAUCGUACACACCGAGGUCGAAAGCCACGUCGGGAAGCUGAACGAACGGAACAGAUGAGAUGGCAAAGCAGUCGUGUCUCUCAUGCCAUGUCUUCGCCUGUGCCGCUCUUACUCACCGCUGGACUGAUCAGCCAUCCAGAAACUGUGUUCUGAUAGAUCUUGCCAGAGGCUCGUGUGUACUGACAGCAAGACAGCAGCCAGAUGCGUCAGCACCUGACUAUCCCUUUUGUAUCUCACCGUGACUGUCCACAUAUUCACGACAGCCGCAUUCGGGUUCUUGCCGCCCACUGUCACGUUGAGAGUAAGGCCGUCAGCCGUGCCGUUGACCGAUACACGGAAGACUGGGGCUGCCGUCCUGCCGUCGCCUGCAGCCACGCAUGUGGCUGCCCGCUGGACGGCGCUGUCGACCACAGUAUUGCCGCCAACAUCGGUCACGGGGACAGCACUACAACAGAUGGAGAAUACUGAUUCGUGUGCCUAUGGCUGUCACGCUAUGUUGUCCGCGUACUUGGCUUGGGGCAUCACCCAAAAGGCACGGUCGUCGUCUGGGUCAUUUGGCAGGUCUGGGCUUGACAGCGCUGGGUCACAAAUAGGCCCAAAUGCAGGAGGCAUUUUGAUGUCGAUCACGUCGUCGUUGGACGGAGGCAGCAAGGACGAGUCGAGCGUCACCAGCAAGAUCGCUGUGAAACUCUGCUCACCCUCGCCUUCUAUCGACCUGCAUGUUAAGACACGUCAUAUGCUUGAGCGUGUUUCAUGAUGUUCAGUCAUCUAUCUCAUAUAUCAGAGUCUCACUCUUCUCCUUCUGGCGGCCUCCACUCGACACCAACUUGUGAUAGCAGCCCAAAGCCGGGGAUCACUGCGUAAUCGAGAGACGCCUCAGACGCGAGGAAGGCAGGUAGCCCGUCGACGCCGCAUGGUUUGGCGGGCAAGCCCUUUGGAGCGCACGACCAUGCCGCGAAGCUCGGGAGAGCGGGGCUGGCAAUAUUCGGGUUCAUUACGUCGAAGGCGAUACUGCGAGACACACAUAGAGGCAUAUGAGAGGGUGUGUGGAGCACAAGCUCUGUGUGUGUCAUGUGGAUGCCGUCUAUUACGAGAUAUGUGUUCCCGGGGGCCAGUCGAUGUCGUCGUCGACAAUCAGAAACACGAGCCAACCGCCCUCGGACACACAGAUGAUGGACGUGCCUGACUUUAUGUCGGUCAGCUGGGCCAGGGAUGAGUCGAAUAGGGUCGCAAGAGACAUAGUCCCAGCGCUUGCGUUGUAGACGGAAUACUCGGUCGAGACUGAUGACUGUGUUAGAUUGUCUGGCUUGCUGAUAGUGACGGACGCCUGGGGACACAUCUUGUUGGCGGUCCCUGUGGUGGUGGACGACGAAUAAUCUGGCGGCACUUUGAUAGUCAGAGAGCUCAUGGGGCCGGUGAUCGUCUGCGUUGUGUUCAGGUCAAAGGUCAGUCUGUUGGGGCUGCCGACCACCUACACCGGCCAAACAAACGGAGAGACACAUUUUUGUAAAGGAGGCACCUAGUCUUUGCACUGUGCGUACAGGAUUCGAGGCCGUCAGGGGGGGUAUCUUAACCGUAUCGACGACAACAGGCAUGAACAUGUCGAGCUCAGUGCCCGCGAAGGUGCCGCCAGCCACAUUGUCCAGGACAAUGCUAAAUGCAUUAAGGCCGGGGUAGCUAGUGGGAUUGCUGACAUUGAUGGAGAAGGCGUAGGUCUUCUGCGUCUUGUCGGACCAGUCGGCGAAGAUCAAAGUGACGACUGACCGCAUCUGCGCGUCGGCAGUGCACGAGUCGACUGCGAAGGACUCCCCAAAGUCUGAGUACUCUCCAGAUGGGUCUGUCCCAUUGAACGGCUGGAGGCUGUGCUCGUCGUCGCACACAAGAGGGAAUACGUACCUGAUGCAGACAUCAAUGCAUUGAUGGGUCCAAUUUGUGGGCACUUUACCAUGUUUUGCUUUAUUGUAUAUACCCGUCUGGUGCGAUAAUCACCAACUCGUGUGGUGCAUUACUGAGAGCGCUGAGUGUUGCUGAGGACGUCUCGAAGCCGAAUACGAGCUCGGAGACAUCCCCUGGCUUGGAGCUGUUGGACGACAGCAGGGCGGCCUUGGUAAAGGGGGCAACGAUGGGCUUCGACACGAUGCUCGUGCUCUUGUCGAGCUCAAAAAGCCCCGAAGGAACAUCCUCGUCAGGGGCCACAUCCUUCAGCUGCGUAAAAUACAGCGGCAAAUUUGUGUGAUGCUGCCUGUGCACUUUGGCUUGUCUGCCUGACCAGAGUCUCGUCACAUUCCUUGAACGAGUAGAAGUAGAAAAUAUCUGUUGCGCUGUCGAGGCCCGCUUCAUCCGGGUUGGCCACUUCAAAGCCGAAGCGAUAGCUGAGGAAGACCAGGUAAAACAAUUGGGCCGUGUAUCGACGAUGUCGGUCUGUCCUUACCGUCCAGGCGGCAGCUCGCCCUCCGUUGGGGUCAUCGUCACUUCCAUGAUGGUGGUCCCAUCGACACCGAAAGAGCACUUCAUUUUGUCAUGGAACGGAGCUGGAGGUGUAUAACUGCACAUACCAUAGCAAACUAUAACUACUCUGCUUGCGUCUUGUUGUUGGCUUACAAGUCUGUGGGUCCGACAUGUUGCAGCAGGCAGUCGCCUUUAGCUUUGAAUUUCUGGCCGUCAGCACUCUUGCUGGGAGGGAAUUUCAUGUGCAGGCAGCCUCCUGCGGGGAUUCCUGCAAAUGUCUGGAUGCCAAAGCCGAGUAGAUUGUCCGCGCUCCUGCCAGGAGUGCUGAAUGAGACGUCGGCGUUCAUUAACAUAUUGAUUGGCUGGGCAGGGUGGCUCACAGCCGCAAAGAGACGUUUCGAAGGAUCCCUGAACUCUGCAUGAAGAAACAGAUGAAAGGCAUAGGGCCGGAGACCUCAGUGACCACCAUGCCAUGCAAGAUGUAGCGUCGCAUACCGUCCUCUAUCAAAGUCGGAUCCCCGGUGUAGCUGAAUAUGAAGAAGGUGUUUGGUGUCGGGUAGGCGACCAAAGGGCUGUAGCUGUCCGCAACCUCCACCAUGAAGUUAAGGUAGUAAAUGCCGCUGGUGUCGGUGAAGCCGCCGUCAUCGUUUGCGAGGGUGAUGGCCCAUGCAUUGAUGUCCACCCACCAGCCGCUUGCCGUCCGACUGCACAUGGCCAAGUGACAGCCACGCUGCUCCGGCCUUGUUUCGCCUUACUCGAUUGGUUCUCUGCCGGGCGACCGGUCAUAGAAUCCCUCACGCACCACGGCAUCGUAUAUUUCAAUCUGGGCAACGUCUGUGACGGCUUGCGCCGGCCCCCUGGGCUUGAAGUGUCUCGGCAUCGUAAUGCAUAGCUUGUCGGCUGGGUCCAGGGCCUCCUUGAGCAUAAACUUGGCGAGCGCAGUCACCUCAGCGCCAUCACUGGGCCUCGCAUCCGUGAUCAACACCUCAAACAGCAUCUCGCCCGCCGCUGCAGCCUGACCGACAUAACCAACCGCCACCAAAACCUGCAGCAUAUUUAAGCCCAGUACCUUGCUGAACGUGUGGAACGGCGGUAUGAGUUGGGAUGGGGUCGAGGUCAAAGGCCACAUGUUGAUGCCCUGAACUGGUGUCGUCUGCGUGUCGAUAUCCAUGCCAUCUACGUCUUGGCAGCCCAAUAUGCCGCUGGCGUCCAGCGUGCAGGGACCGUCGUGUGUGUAUAUCUCCCAAUAGUCCCUCGUUGAGUAGCCGGUGUUAGCAUUUUCCAUCUCGACAGUGAAGCCGUAGUUGACCGGCUGCAGGGACUCGCCCUUUGCAAGCGCAACGUUCAU